AGAAGUGACUUUGGUAGGACCCUCUUACCGAAUUUUCGAAAGACGAUGCUGCGAGCAUCAUAUCGAUUCACUUUUGACCCAACUAAGACUGCUGGAGUACAAAGUUGAUCCAGGUGAUACACUGACGAUCGUUUGUCACGUUCGAGCAGUGAUACGUAAACAAACCUCCGUUAACACCUUGUCGAUUCCCACUUGCAAAAUGCAGCAUGACUUGGAAAGCAUUCUCAAGAAUGCACAGUUCACCGAUAUUACAUUGGCUUUCGAAGGACACACCAUUAAGGCGCAUAAAGCAAUUCUGGCCGCCCGCAGUCCUGUCUUUGCGGCAAUGUUCAGCACGGACAUGGAAGAAAGCCGGCAAAAUCAAGUGACAAUCACCGACAUGGAGUACGAAGUGGCACAACAGUUGCUGCAGUUCAUUUACACCGGCAAAACUGACAUUUCUCCAGGAACGGUUGACCAACUGCUGGUUGCUGCUGACAAGUAUGGCUUGAGCCGAUUGAAAGCGCAAUGCGAACAAACCAUUUUCAACACCCUCGCAAUUCCAACGGCCAUCAAGACGCUGAUCUUCGCUGAUAGGAUGAAUACUCAACAGCUCAAGUCACGCACGAUGAAGUUUAUCAAAACGAACAUGGACAAAGUGGUGGAAAGUGCAGACUGGAAAACUAUGGCCGUCGAGCAUCCGACACUGCUGGUCGAGGUGUGCCGUGCGCUGGCGCAUGCCUAAUUUACUCUGAUUUUUUGCAUGCCAAUAAAUUCAAAGCAGAAAAAAAUUCGGUUUCAUUUUUUUGUAUUGCCUACUUCUCUUCUAUUCGUUUUUUUCUAUUCCACCUGUCAGCCUUAUUUGCUGUUUAGAUUUGAUUCUGCGUUCCGUUUCGCAUUGUUCCAUUUCGGUUUUCUCCAUUCCAUGUCUUAAAUGACGUUUGAGCAAUUCAAG
Ochlerotatus camptorhynchus is the source of this 934-nucleotide messenger RNA. Its product is annotated as speckle-type POZ protein B-like. The transcript has a single exon. Gene Ontology annotation, biological process: proteasome-mediated ubiquitin-dependent protein catabolic process; regulation of proteolysis. The record is from RefSeq and is a predicted model, not a curated record. Gene Ontology annotation, cellular component: cytoplasm. NCBI's taxonomy places the organism in Eukaryota, Metazoa, Arthropoda, Insecta, Diptera, Culicidae. The coding region runs from base 200 to 724 and encodes 174 amino acids. Gene Ontology annotation, molecular function: ubiquitin protein ligase binding.